This is a messenger RNA of Trichomonas vaginalis G3, 591 nucleotides long. RefSeq names its product DNA/RNA polymerases family. The transcript has a single exon. The record is from RefSeq and is a predicted model, not a curated record. NCBI's taxonomy places the organism in Eukaryota, Parabasalia, Trichomonadida, Trichomonadidae. Bases 1 to 591 code for a protein of 196 amino acids.
AUGAGGUUCGUCCAAUAUAUCCCGACUGGAAUUCCAAACGAAGAUGGUGAGUUCCCAGGAAGGAACUAUACAGUUGGAAAAGUCAUACAACAACUAUAUGAUAUUAGGAAAGCUUCAAACCCCAAACUUGCAAUGACACUCAAAUUGCUUAUGAAUUCGACAUGGGGAUAUUCCAUAAAGAAACCUCAAGAGAUGAAGAGUAAACAUUAUGAGAAGGUCGACAACUUUGUUGAAAGGUUUUCUCCUUUUGUUUUGAAGUACGAAUUCACUCAAGGUCAAAGUGGCUUAGUAACCACAUUAAAACCUAUUGUCGAACAUUGGUCUUACCCUCAGUUCGCAAAAGCAGUCCUUGACAACUACAACAAAUUCUUCUCCGAAGUCAAAUCCAAAGUUGUGGUUUACUAUGAGAACAUCGAUGCACUCAUGACGAACGAAGAAGGAUACAACAAACUCAUUGAAAUGGGUUUAGUCGGUGAGAAGAUGGGCUGUUUUAAGCUAGAUAAGGUAUUUUCCGAAGUUCAUGUCCUCUCCAAGCGUAAGUACUGGGGCAUACUUGAAGACGGCACAGAAAUAAAACAUUGCAUGAAAUAA